Molecule: messenger RNA, 2920 nt
Organism: Populus trichocarpa (black cottonwood)
Lineage: Eukaryota; Viridiplantae; Streptophyta; Magnoliopsida; Malpighiales; Salicaceae
Product: disease resistance protein Roq1-like
Exons: 5
Coding region: 553-2559 (668 amino acids)
Biological process (GO): defense response; signal transduction
Molecular function (GO): ADP binding
Source: RefSeq, a predicted model, not a curated record
AUACACCUGCUUCUUGACUGCUUUAGCUCUCGAAAAAACUGUUUGAUGCUCAAGCAAGAGCUAUAAAUUUGCUUGAUUUUGAUCAAUUUGUAGCUAACGAAAUCUCUUUGCUCCUUUUCCUGUAUAUGUUACCUUUUAUUUUUAACAAUUAUUGCGUUGCUAAUAAAUUGCAAGAAAGCAUAUUCUUUCUCUGGAACAAUAGUCUGUACCAACCUUCAUCAGUCCUCAUUGCUUCGCUCUUCAGCUAACCUUUCUGAUUGCUGCAAUUUGAUCUUUAAAGUCACCGAGUAGAUGGAAUCCGACCAACUCAUAAACACCAUAUAGAGGACAGCGAUAUUCAUCAGCUAACCUCUCUGAUCUCCAGUUGCUAGCUGGCGGAAUCUAACCAGCCCUUGGGUUAGAGGUAUAACUAACUCUCUUUGCUUCGUUUUAAUUUCAUGUAUUUAUUUAUAACAAUAAUUUGGAAGCUUUACGUUCAGAUAGAUAUAUCAAUAUCGACCAGUUUAUUGAGUUCCUUGUAGGUCUUCAAGCACAAUAUCAUUCUAUUUUAGAAUGCAGAAAGUAAAACGCAAGCAAUCCAAAGAUGAAGAAAACGAUUCAUCCUCGCGAAAGAGAAGAAAAGCUGACCUCAGUAAGCCUGUCAGUUUUGUCUCCACACCUGCCAUGACAGAGCCAGAGUCUUCUCGCUCUAGACCAAAUGGGGCCUACGAUGUAUUUCUGAGUUUUAGAGGAGAAGAUAAUCGCAAGAAUUUUACAGAUCAUCUAUAUACUGCCUUAGUCCAAGCAGGAAUCUACACUUUUCGAGAUCAUAAUGAAAUUCCUAGAGGUGAAGAAAUCUCCAAACAUCUCCUCAAGGCAAUUCAAGAAUCAAAGAUAUCUAUAGUGGUCUUCUCUAAAGGAUAUGCUUCUUCUAGAUGGUGUCUUAAUGAACUUGUAGAGAUUCUUGAGUGCAAAAACAGGAAAACUGGUCAGAUUGUUCUUCCUGUAUUUUAUGACAUUGAUCCUUCAGAUGUGAGAAAGCAGACCGGAAGUUUUGUAAAAGCAUUUGAUAAGCAUGAAGACUGUUUUAAAGAGAAGGUGAAGGAGUGGAGAAAAGCUCUUGAGGAGACGGGAAAUCUCUCCGGAUGGAAUCUCAGUGAUAUGGAAAAUGGGCACGAAUCAAAAUUUAUCCAAGACAUUAUCAAGGAUGUGUUGAAUAAAUUGGAUCCCAAGUACAUAAAUGUUUCUACUCACGUAGUAGGUAUUGAUCCCCUUGUCCAUACUAUUAGUGACUUCAUAAGUACCGCGACAGAUGAUGUACGCCUAGUGGGCAUACAUGGGAUGCCGGGAAUAGGAAAGACGACUAUAGCAAAAGUUGUAUUUAAUCAACUCUGCUAUGGAUUCGAGGGAAGCUGUUUUCUUUCGAAUAUCAAUGAAACUUCAGAACAAUCGAAUGGUCUUGUUCUUUUACAAGAACAACUUCUUCAUGAUAUCUUAAAGCAAAAUCCUGCAAAUAUCAAUAAUGUUGAUAGAGGAAUGGUUCUGAUCAAAGAACGACUUUGUCACAAAAGAGUUCUUGUUGUUGUUGAUGAUGUAACUCAUCAGUACCAACUAAAUGCUUUGGUGGGAGAUGGAAGUUGGUUUGGUCCCGGAAGUAGAGUAAUAAUUACAUCUGAAGAUGAACGCUUGCUUCUAAAAGUGGAUCGAAAAUGUCAUGUCAAAGAAUUGAAACGAGAUGCGUCCCUACAACUUUUCAGUUGGCAUGCCUUCAGGGACACCAAGCCAGCAAAAGAUUAUGUUGAGGUUUCGAAUGAUGUCGUUGAUUACUGUGGAGGGCUUCCUUUAGCCCUUGAGGUUUUAGGUUCUUGUUUGUCCGGGAAAAACAAAUCUAGAUGGAAAUGUAUAAUCGACAAAUUGAGAAAAAUUCCAAACCAUGAUAUUCAGGAAAAACUUCGAAUAAGUUUUGACAAACUGGAUGACCAUAAACUACAAAAUACAUUUCUUGAUCUUGCAAGCUUUUUUAUUGGUAGAAAUAAAGAAUAUGUAGCAAAUGUACUUGAAGCUCGAUGUGGUUACAAUCCAGAGGAUGAUUUGGGAACUCUCAGUGAAAGGUCUCUGAUUAAUGUUAAUGCUUCUGGAAAUAUAAGCAUGCAUAAUCUAUUACGAGACAUGGGAAGGGAGAUCAUUCACAAAGAGUCACCUAACAACCCAGGAAAACGCAGCCGAGUAUGGCAAUGUGAGGAUGCAUGGAAUGUACUCAGCAAGCAAAUGGGAACGGAAGUUGUAGAGGGUUUAGCGCUGGAUGCCAGUGUUGGGAAAAAUCCAGAACUCAAACACACACAAUUUACGUGGUUCGGCAACUUGCCUACUCCACGGAGCUACUGGUUUGUAUUAAUGAAGCUUACAAACAAUACAAACAAAGGAGGAGGAGAUAAAACUCUCUCAACUCAACUCUACUCUCUCAAGCUCUCUCUAUUCUUCUCUGUUCUCUCUUCUCUCUGUGUUUCUCACGCUGCUCUCUGUGUUCUUCAUACACUCCACAAAGCAUCACAGGAGGGGGGGGCAUUAAUAUACAAUUAAUGGGAGUGAGGGGGAGUCCUCCACCAUGUGCUAAGUGGGAGAUUAGGUAAUCCCACUUGCACAUGGUGGGGCUUGCUUGUCUCCAAUAAUUAACAAUCUCCCACUUGGAGACAAACAAUGAAAUUAUCUUUUAUCCUUGAAGGCCAACUGAAGUUUUGCACAACUUCAGUUUAUCAAGUGUAACUCCUUUGGUUAACAUGUCAGCUGGAUUCUUGCUUCCACAGACCUUUUCUAGCAUUAGUUGCUCGUCAUCCAGCAGUUGUCGGAUGAAGUGAUAUUUGAUCUGAAUAUGCUUCGUCCUGGAGUGAAAUGCUGGAUUCUUGGCAAGGAAGAUUGCACUCUGACUGUCGCUAUACAAAGU